AUGCGAUUCCUAAGUGCCUUCAGUACCGGCUGGCUAAUUGCUCACGUUUCAGCCAUGAGUGUCCGCAAUGACCUACAAGCGCAUCACCAUCGAUCACAUCGCCACUCCUUGACUCAAAGAGAAGCUUGCUCUGGCAAUUCUGCUACGUCUCGUUCAACAUGGUGCGACUAUUCGAUAGAUACGGACUAUGCAACAAUUGUCCCUAACACGGGAGUAACGCGAGAAUACUGGCUCGAUUUGACGGAAGUAACAGUUGCACCCGAUGGAGUUUCCCGGACCGCAAUGGCUGUGAACGGAACCAUCCCUGGACCAACGUUAUUUGCCGACUGGGGCGAUACAGUAAUUGUACAUGUCAAUAAUAGACUCGAGACGUCCCAGAAUGGAACUAGUAUCCAUUGGCACGGCCUCCGGCAAAAUGGUACAAACGACCAGGAUGGAGUCUCAUCUAUAACGCAAUGCCCCACUGCCCCGGGAAGCUCGAUGACAUACACAUGGCGAGCGACGCAGUAUGGGAGCACUUGGUAUCACUCACAUUUUGCACUUCAAGCUUGGCAAGGUAUCUUUGGUGGGCUCGUUAUCAACGGGCCAGCAACGGCAAACUAUGACGAGGAUUUGGGGAUGUUAUUUCUUAACGACUGGGAUCAUCAGACAGUCGAUGAGCUUUACAUGUCUGCUCAGACCAGUGGACCACCUACUCUCGAUAAUGCUUUGAUCAACGGCACAAAUAUCUUCGAAGAUGGCGGUCAUCAUAAUCACACAAUGACUGUGAUUGCGUCUGACUUGGUACCUAUUCAGCCGUACACUACGACAGUUUUGGAUAUUGGCAUGGGCCAACGUUACGAUAUUAUUGUCACAGCCAACCAAGCAUCUGUUGCUGAAAACUUUUGGAUGCGUGCCAUUCCUCAAUCGGCUUGCUCUGAUGUUGAAAAUGCGAACGAUGUCCGCGGUAUUGUUUAUUAUGGCUCUUCGGCCUCUACACCCUCUUCAUCAGCCUACGACUACACAGACAGCUGUGACGACGAAACAGACAACCUUAUUCCUUAUGUUGCGAAAACAGUUUCAGAACCAGAUAGUACCAAGGGCGAGAUUGCAACUGUUGGCUUCAAUAGCCAUGGUCUCUUCCGCUGGUACCUGAACUCUACCUCCAUGGUGACGAAUUGGGCAGAUCCGACGUUACUGCAGAUACUCGACGGAGAGUCUUCUUUUGCAGAAUCAAAUGCCGUAAUUGAGUUACCUAAUGCUGGAGAAUGGGUAUAUGUUAUAAUCGAGACUGCUCUACCUGUUCCGCAUCCUAUACACCUUCACGGACACGAUUUCUUUGUCUUGGCACAAGGAUCCGGUGCCUAUACCUCAGACAUAACCCUACAGCUUGACAAUCCCCCAAGGAGAGAUACAGCAAUGCUCCCUGCCUCUGGGUACCUUGCAUUGGCGUUCGAGAUCGAUAAUCCUGGGGCCUGGCUGAUGCAUUGCCACAUAGGUUGGCACACCUCGGAGGGAUUCGCUUUGCAGUUUGUGGAACAAUACGACAAAAUUGAGAAUAUAACUCAUGCAGAUCAAGUGCAGCAAGGUUGUAGUAGCUGGGGAAGCUUCCAAAGCAGCGCCGGAAUUGUUCAAGACGAUUCUGGCGUUUAG
This is a messenger RNA of Bipolaris oryzae ATCC 44560, 1632 nucleotides long. RefSeq names its product multicopper oxidase. The record is from RefSeq and is a predicted model, not a curated record. The transcript has 6 exons. Lineage: Eukaryota; Fungi; Ascomycota; Dothideomycetes; Pleosporales; Pleosporaceae. Gene Ontology annotation, molecular function: copper ion binding; oxidoreductase activity. The coding region runs from base 1 to 1632 and encodes 543 amino acids.